CGCGGCUAGUUCAAGUUGCCAUAGCAGAGAGAAGCUGAGGACUGUUCUUCUGUUAGCUUUCAGCCUUUCUGCGACAAACCAACGGCUCUUUUCUAACGUAUUCACAGCGGUAGGAUUUAUUCACGGUGUUUCCGCUGGAUGUGUGCGGAGUUUUGUCGUUUUUACGGUAAUGUCACACGGCUAAAUUAGUUGGCUAACGGUGGGUUAGCUAGCUAACGGUCAUAGUAGUUGCCACUUGUUGCUACCAGGAGGAGCAUCACUUCAACAAUGCUCAGCACUGUGACUGAUGGAGAGGAGGGCAGUUUGAGCUGUAGCGUGUUGCUGGUCAGAUAGCUUCCUGUCUCCACUGGUUGUUGAGGUAACAAUGGUAAAGCUCCCAUUUCCGCUCGCUAUGACAAACAUAUCUAUUGUUAAUAACGUCCUAAACCAGCCCAGGUUGUUUGUUAAGCUGAUUAACGUCACAGUUAACAGUUAACGUUUUCCGCAGACGGAGCUAGUGCUGGUCACUAAUCGUCAGAUUUGCCCAGUCAGCCGUUUUUCCUCUCUGUCACUGUAAACCCGCCCUGUCCCCAAACUAUGAACACAUCCAGUGAGUCGGACUCAUACGACAGGACCCGGGGGCAGAGGCCUCGGGGGCGUGAAGCCCACCGCAGAGCUGCCCGGGACAGGGGCAGAUCCAGUGAUGGUCGAGCCGCAGACAUCUCCGAGAAGAUCAGCACACUGGCGAGCACCUUACAGGACACCAGCAGGAACUUGACCAAAGUAGACCGGAUGCUGGGCCAGUACAGGGAGCACACAGAUGACCAGGCUGAAGCCAUGACACUGCUCAGGGAAAACCUGGAGGAGUCAAUCAGUCAGCUGCAGACUCAGAGGUUGAGCAGAUCCAAUGGGGCUCGGAGCACUUCAGGUUCAGUCUCCACCCUUCACACCAGUGACCUGGAGGAUUGCUCGGGAUCAGAUGGCCAGCGUUUCUUCCCUACAUCACCGCUGAGGGACUAUACAAGCACUCCAGGAAGGAGGAGGAGGUCUCAGUCUGCCGGUGUUCGCUUCAAGGAUGCCAGCCUCUCGGGAGAAGAUGUCCACGCUUUGCACCAGUCCUUGAGGGAUCUGCGUUGUGACCAGCAAAGAAUAUCUCAUGACCUGGAUAGAGAAAUCCUCAGGAGAAAUAAGUCUGAUAUCGACACCAGGCGAGCGAUGGAGAGCCUCACAGAGCACAUGACAACUAACCCAAGACAGGCCUCGGUGUCGUCUCGUGUGGAGCGGCGUCUGCAGGAGCUGGAGAGAGAGAUGCAUACUGAGCAAAGCAGCGUGGCAAGGGAGAGAAGGCCCAAUCAGCGGGUGGCCAUGUCUGACGAGCUGCAGGAGACCUCAGGGAGACGUCAAGUUCAAGAGGAGGCCGUGACAGCCAGGCUACUGAGAGCAGACAGGGAGAAGACCAAGGUGGAGCAGGAGCUGGAGAGAGCUAGAAGACUACUGGAGCAGUCUGAGGACAGCAGAGAGUCCCUUGUUCAACAGGUGGAGGACAUGCGCAGUGAGCUGCUGAGGACGAGGAGGGAGAGGACCGAGCUUCAGAGGGCCCGGCUGGAGACUUCUCAGCCCAUUGCUCAGCCACAUGGCAACCACACCGACAGGGAGGAGGGGCAGCGAGGGUCAGAUCGUUUGAGCCUGGAGAAAGAAGUGGCAGAGCUGCGAGCACAGCUGCGCACAGCCUCAGUCCUCAGUGAGGUUGAAGAACUGAAGAGGACUCUGGACCGCAAGGAGAAGGAGAGGGUCCAACUCAGCUUACAGGUGGAGGAAUUGUCAUCAGACCUGGUGCGGCGGGAGCAACAGCAGCUACGAAUGCUGGAACAGCUGAAGGAGAUGCAGAGCCGAGGGCAGGCAGAGAGGAGGGAGACAGAGGCGUUACUCCAGGAGAGCACGAGGAGCAGAGAUGAAUUGAAGACCAGGGCCCAAGAGGCUGUGCGCCAGUGGAGGGCAAAGUGCAGGAGGCUGCAGAAGGAGCUGGAGGAGGAGAGGGCCCAGGCUCAAUUCCAUACCGACAAGGCCUCGCAGGCAGCCAGGGAAAAGGAGAGCUCUCAGGCCCAGCUGAAGGCGCUGAGCCAGCAGACUGAGGCGGCCCGCAGGGAGCUCGCUGAAAUCCUAGGCCGCUUGGCCCAGCGCGAGGAAGAACUCCACCGCAAGGACGUGGAGCUGUCUGAGACCCGCCAGCGCCAGUUGUCACUGGAGCAGGAAAUCCGGGAGGUGAGGGAGGCCUCGGCUGCCCUGGAGGAGGAGACUCUGCGUCUGGCCACCAUCCAGACAAGACUGAAGGAAGAGAACCAGAGGCUGGAAGAACAAGCUGACAGCCGAGCCCGUCGCUGUCAGAGAGACCAGGACACGCAGGCUGACCUCCAGGCCGCCCUAAAGCAGAUGACCUCAGCCCAUGCUCAGCUCGUCCAGCAGUUAGCUGAGGAGGAGAGCUCCAAGAAGAAGCUCCAGAAGGGCUCCAUGGAGCUACAUGCCAAGCUGACAGCAGUGCAGGAGGAGCGGGCUGCGCUGGGGCAGCAGCUGCAGCUCGAGAGAGAGGUGCAUCAGAAAGAACUGGACAACACGAAGGCGAUGAUGGAGGAGAGCAGGACGAAGAAGUAUCGUGAAGUGCAGGACAUGCUAAAGCUCUGCCGGGAGGAGCGGGAUGAAUUACAGGCGCACCUGAAGGAGGUUAAGGCAGAUGCAGCGUCAGACAAGGAGCUGUGUGGGGCGUUACGCAUCAAGUUGGACAGGAUGAAGGAUGAGUGUGAUAAGCUGGCAGCACAGCUGAGCACAAAAGACGAGGCACAUGCACUCCUCCACAGAAAGUACCAGCUACUCAAACAGGAACUGGAAGACAAAGUCAGGUCAGGUGAGCGGAGACGUGCUUCAGAGUCGGAGCUUGUUAAGCUGGAGGAGAAGGUGUUGCGGAUGGAAGCAGAGCAGGAGGCAGUCCUUACCUCCAUGGGCGAGGAACUAGAUGCAGCUUGUCGCAGCCUUGCGAAGAACGGUGAAGACAAACUACAGGCAAUCUCCCAGAAACCUGGAUUAGUGAAAGACCCUCACCGCUGGCUGGCUGAGACAAAGACCAAGAUACGCUGGCUGUGUGAGGAGGUGCGGGAAUGCAACACAAGAGAACAGCGCCUCAGGAAGCAGCAACAACAGACCAGGGAUCAGUUGAAGGCCCUCAGGCAGAGUCGGGACUCAGAGCAGGAGGCUCUCCUGCAGCGUCUGGACCAACAGGAGAAGCUGCUGCACUCCGUCAGCACUGAAAAGAGAGAGCUGCUGGAGAAGAGUCGCAGGAAGGAGGAAGAAAUGAGGAGCCUUCAGGAUCGCGUUUUGGAUCUGGAGAUGAACACACGAGUCGCCCUGGACCACCUGGAGUCGAUUCCAGAGAAACAAUGUCUGAUGGAGAACUUUAAAGAUUUGGAGGAGUCACAGCGACAGAGGGAGCAGGUAGAGCAGCGUUACACCAAAUACAAAGAGAUCGUCUGGGACCUGCAGCACCAGCUGGAUGAGUCCAAACGCAGGAUCCAGGAGUACAGAGAUGAGAAACUGGACGCCACCUCCAGGAGCCUGAGACUGGCUGCUCUUUCUUCCUCCAUGAAAGGCCCCAGCACGUUCCUCAGCAGCUCACUGAGAUCUGACACACUGUCUCCUCACAAACGCCUGACCACUUCAGACUUGGAUGACUCCCCAGUCAACGGGGCCAAACCCCUCACAGAUUAGCUCAACCGCAAGUGACCCUUUAUCUGUAUCCGUCCAAACCCAAACACACGGUGCUUCCGGCUGAUUCUACCUGCCUGCUGCUCAUCCAGAACAAAGAAACAACCUGAGUGCACAGGGAGGCCCUGCUCUCAACACUAAUCCUCCUCCACUACCUCAACCAGGCAAUCACUGGAGGUGCUCAGGAGCAGAGGGGUGAGACUGUGACACUCACAGCAAACUUUGGAGGAGAUUUAAGUUUGGACACUGGAGCAGAGGACGUACUGUAAAGUGUUUAAAUGCUAUUUAUAACUUCAAUUGAAUGUAUUUAACAAUUUGUAAACCAAAAGUUUUACAUUUCAUGCCAUCGUACCAACACUUUAACAGCUGUUAAAUAUUGUUUACUUUAUGAUCAGUCUGUGCUCAGAUGAGUUGGUGUAAUUCCCCAAACUAAACACUGGUGCCUUUUGAACAAUGUGUAAUUUUGUUUUUCUACAAACAUACUGUUGUUUUCAUCAUGAAAAUGUGACAUCUGUAUUUCUUAAUGGCUUUAUAUUUUUUGUUUUUAAUGCAGUAUAUAUUUGAAAGCACAAAUAGAUGUCUAUUUUUUAUGAAAUGUGAAGGAAGUAUAUGCACUAUGAAUAAAUCCCCAUACAGCCAAAUGUCUGGUUUCAUAAGCACACUUGAUGUCCGCCUCAUUUCAGACUCAAGUGUUUGCUUUGCAGCAGCUCAGAGAUUCCAGAUACUCCCACCGGACUAUCUUUUAUGCUUUUUUGCUAAAACCCUUCAUUGGAGAGAACAACCUACAGCCACAUGAGACAGAAAAGUCUUCUUUUAAUUUACUGCUCAGCCUCAAAGACGUAAACACACUACCUGC
Epinephelus fuscoguttatus (brown-marbled grouper) is the source of this 4588-nucleotide messenger RNA. It is a transcript of the gene cep128, whose product is annotated as centrosomal protein of 128 kDa. Lineage: Eukaryota; Metazoa; Chordata; Actinopteri; Perciformes; Serranidae. The record is from RefSeq and is a predicted model, not a curated record. The transcript has 25 exons. The coding region runs from base 577 to 3735 and encodes 1052 amino acids.